GAGUGUGCCGGAAGUUCCUGUGGGGGGGGUGCGUGGGACGCCGGUUGUCGGUAUGCUCCGCUGGGCGCGUGCCUGCAGGGCAGGCUACAGGGCGUUCGGUCCUUGCAGGCCUAGCUCCUCGAGGAUGCCCGAAGCACUGAGGAACAGUAGCGGCGGCGGCCGAGGGGACGCCGAGCCGAGGCCGCUGCCGCUGUCCUACAAGCUUCUGGACGGGGAAGCAGCCCUCCCGGCCGUCGUCCUCCUGCAUGGACUCUUCGGCAGUAAAACCAACUUCAGCUCCCUCGCCAAGGCCUUGGCCCAGCGUACUGGCCGGAGGGUGCUGACUGUAGAUGCUCGGAACCAUGGCGACAGCCCCCACAGCCCAGAUGUGAGCUACGAGGCCAUGAGCCAGGACCUGCAGGACCUCCUGCUCCAGCUGGGCCUGGCACCCUGCGUCCUUGUCGGCCACAGCAUGGGGGGAAAGACAGCCAUGCUGUUAUCCCUGCAGAGGCCCGAGCUGGUGGAUCGUCUGAUUGCUGUGGACAUCAGCCCAGUGGCACAUGCUUCCUUGUCGUAUUUCUCUACCUAUGUGGCAGCCAUGAAGGCCAUAGACAUCCCACAUGAGCUGCCCCGCUCCAGUGGCCGGAAACUGGCUGAUGAGCAGCUCAGCCUCGUGGUCCAGAACUUGGCUGUGCGGCAGUUCCUGCUCACCAACCUGGUGGAGGUCAAUGGGCGCUUUGGGUGGAGGGUGAAUCUGGACGCCUUGGCCCAGCACAUGGACAAGAUCCUGGGCUUCCCUCGGCGACAGGAAUCCUACUCUGGGCCAACCCUCUUCCUCGUUGGUGGAGACUCUGGAUUCGUGCAGCCCAGCCACCACCCUGAGAUGAAGCGGCUCUUCCCUCGGGCACAGAUGCAGACUGUGCCUAACGCAGGCCACUGGGUCCAUGCUGACCGCCCACAGGACUUCAUGGAUGCCGUGCAAGGCUUUUUGACCUAAGAGUUGCCCCUGCGGGAGGGGGCAUGAGACCCAGGGCUUCAUGUCCCUGUAUCCAGUUCGGUCUCUCCACACAGAAGGACUCAGGCGGACACUGAGUGGGCACCAGGGUUCAGAGAAAGUCAGAUCUACAGCUUUAAUGAAUAAAGAUGGUGCCCCCAAA
Molecule: messenger RNA, 1136 nt
Organism: Fukomys damarensis (Damara mole-rat)
Lineage: Eukaryota; Metazoa; Chordata; Mammalia; Rodentia; Bathyergidae
Gene: Abhd11
Product: abhydrolase domain containing 11
Exons: 6
Coding region: 53-976 (307 amino acids)
Cellular component (GO): mitochondrion
Source: RefSeq, a predicted model, not a curated record